GACGGGAUUGUUGAUGCUUGUGAAUAUAAGGUAACAGCACUGAUAUCAAAUUUUCAGAGGCAGAAUCAGAAGAUUUCCGCUGUUCAAUUCUGUAAUCUAUUCAUGAGGUCAGAAGUUGGAGCCUUUAAAAGCCUCCAUUUCUCUCUUCCUUUACAGAACAUCAGGAGACAGAAACUUCAACUGUCAUCAACAUCAAAGACAUUAACACCAACAACAGCAACUACAAAAAACAAUUUAGAUUCUUCUUUUUCUAUGGCUGCCAUGGAUGAUGGUAUUGUUCAUCAUCAUGAUGAUGCUGCUGAAGUUGGUUUUGAAGAAGGAAUGCUCUGGCUACCCUCUCAUGUUUUGGACGAGGCGUGCGGCACUAAGGUUCAUACUAGGAACCGAAUCCAUAAGGUCCAAAACCAGCAUCAAUUGCAUCAUCAUCAACAGCAUAAUAACAAAUCAUGUGAAAAACAAUCACAGUACUCAAAAUCUAGCACAAGAUCAUCAUUGCAUCAAUGGCCAAAUAGUAAAGUUAUUGUUAAUGGUGGACCUGGAAUGCAAGCUAUUUUCUUAGGAUCAAGUCAAAGGUCUUGUGGCACUGGUGUCUUCUUACCACAUCGAGCAGGCACAAAUAAUUUCCAACCAACCAAAAAGCCAGCUUGUUCUCCGGUUCUUCUUCCAGCAAGAGUUGUUCAUGCUCUGAAUCUUAAUGUUCAAGCAUUAGGAGUUCACAUUUCACCCCCUCAAGUUCAUAAAUCUAACACAAGAUGUGAAGGGAUGGACAAUAAUUAUUCUAAUAAUAAUAGUUCAACAAAAAAGAAAAGUGAUCAGAAAGAAGUCUCUAAGCAAUGUAGUGUUAUUUCUCAGAAUCAAAGUUCUUCUUCAGAGAUAUUUCUUCCAAAGGAAUGGACUUAUUAAUUAGCAAGCUAAUCAUAUUUCAAUAAUAUUGAAGAUCAGUUAUAAAUCUGAUGUGCACACAAAUUAAAAGGGGUUAAUAUUAUGUAUUUACGUUAUAAAAUAAAUAGAAAAAAAAAUCAUGCAUCAUAUGGGAUUGGCUAUAUAUUCAUUAAAUAUUGUGCUAUGUUAGAUUUCUAUAUGAUCU
Messenger RNA from Arachis duranensis, 1087 nucleotides. RefSeq lists its product as uncharacterized. The record is from RefSeq and is a predicted model, not a curated record. Lineage: Eukaryota; Viridiplantae; Streptophyta; Magnoliopsida; Fabales; Fabaceae. The transcript has 6 exons. The coding region runs from base 103 to 903 and encodes 266 amino acids.